Diaporthe citri is the source of this 1680-nucleotide messenger RNA. RefSeq lists its product as uncharacterized. NCBI's taxonomy places the organism in Eukaryota, Fungi, Ascomycota, Sordariomycetes, Diaporthales, Diaporthaceae. The record is from RefSeq and is a predicted model, not a curated record. Gene Ontology annotation, cellular component: nucleus. Gene Ontology annotation, molecular function: ubiquitin binding. Bases 1 to 1680 code for a protein of 559 amino acids. The transcript is spliced from 2 exons. Gene Ontology annotation, biological process: proteasome-mediated ubiquitin-dependent protein catabolic process.
AUGGCCGACGAUCCUGUCGCCCAAUUUAUGUCCAUCACGGGCGCCAACGAUACAGUCGCCACUGGCUGCCUGUCCAUGACUGAGGGCGACGUGAUGGCCGCUGUCAACCUCUUCUUCGAGAAUCCAGAAAUCGCGAGUUCCUUCUCUGCCCAAGCUUCCUCUGCCGCACCUGCCUCCUCCUCGACUGCCGCAGCCUCCCGACCACAAGGCGCAUCUUCGAGCCGGAACCUGGGCCGGCAGGAUGAUCAAGGCGUCAUCCAUAUAGAUGAUGAUGAUGAUGAUGACGACGAUGAACCCAUCCGAGUUGACGACGAUGACGAUGUCGAUGAUGUGGAUCACUCUGACCUCGAACGUAUUGCGCAGGAGAGCGACGAUGCGGCCAUGGCCCGCCGCCUGCAGGAGGAGAUGUAUGGCGGUGGCGGCCCCCCUCCCGCAGACGGUGUGCGGGCUCCCAUCGCUAGGACUACGGAGACGCUGGUUGCGCCCAGCGGAUACGGCGCACCGAUUGACGAUGAUGGAUUUGGCGGUCUAGAGCAGCUCCGAAGACAGACUCGGCCUCGACCUACCGGUAACCCCUUCGGCCAGUCGAUCUGGGAGGACUCCGACAGCCCACACCCUCCAACAUCUUUUGCCUCUGCAGCAGGCGGCUCCAGCGGGGAGCAGAACCGAGCACAGCGCCUGGCGGAUCUGUUCCGCCCGCCGUACGAACUGAUGGAACACCUGGCCUGGGACGAGGCCAGAGACGUCGGCAAGGAGGACAAGAAGUGGAUCCUGGUGAAUGUGCAGGACAUGAACGACUUCAACUGCCAGGCGUUGAAUCGAGACAUCUGGAAGGACUCAGCCAUCGUGGCCCUUGUGAAGGAGAACUUCAUUUUCCUGCAGUACGCUAAGGACGACCCACGUGCAGGCGAAUACAACACCUUCUACUUCCCACCACACGCACAGGAGAACAAGGACAACUUCCCACACGUGUCAAUUAUCGAUCCACGGACGGGAGAGCAAGUCAAGGUCUGGUCAGGCAUUCCUUUUCCCAACGCGCAGGCGUUUCAUGCGGACCUGGUGGAGUUCUUGGACCGGUACUCGCUGGAGCAGAACAAGAAAAACCCUGUGUCGAAGCAGAAGCGGCCCCAGCCGGCUGUUGACGUGAACCGAAUGACGGAGGAGGAGAUGUUGGAGAUGGCGUUGCGGAACAGCCUCGACGCGAAUGGUGGAAACGGAAGUGCCAGCAACCUGAACGCGCUGCAGGACCCCGACGACCUUACAAAGUCAGUUGAGCUGGAGAAGGGCAAGGGUAAGGCGGUUGCAACGUCCAGCUCGGACGAGAUCAUGGGAGGAACUCCACAAGCAGAGUCACAAGAAGCACAGUCGGCAUCAUCGUCAUUGUUCGCCUCCGUUGCCUCCGACAAGCCCCAUUCCGAGCCUGCCAAUGGCCCCACGGUCACGAGAAUCCAGUUCCGACACCCAGAGGGCCGAGUGAUCCGGCGGUUCAACGUGACGGAGCCGAUCCGGCGAAUUUACGAAUGGUUGAAAUCGGAGCCGAUCACGGCGGACAAGGCAGGCGUGGAAUUUGAGCUCAAGACAGUGCCCGAGGGCAAGGACCUGAUUGAGCUGCUGGACCAGACCAUCGAAGAGGCUGGUCUCAAGCAGGCUACUGUGAUGAUCGAGUACAUUGAAGCUUGA